GUUCAUCCAACUCCCAGGAAAUUAACACGGAGGUGGCCCUGGGGGUUUCCUUGAUCUUAACACCAUCCCUCCCCAGCGCCACCCCAGCCGUAUCGCCUGGACCCCAGCGACGUCACACGGGCACCAGCAGUUCACCCCAGGGGAGGAACUCCGCGAUCACAGAGCUGACCGGGUGCCCGGGUAGAGGGGACCGGAAGUUGUAUUUUCGCCCCCCGCCCAGGGGCCGGCCGGGUGUCUGCGAGUUGGGUUUGGUUCCCGCCCUUGUCAGAGUCUCGGGUCGGGCCGCAAAGCUAGGCAGCCCGGGGUGGGCUCACUGCAGAGCCCGCCUUCGGGAGACGGUGUAGAUUCCCCGGUCUCCUAGCAACACGGGCCGGGCCGCAGACCGACGGGGCGGCGGGGCGGCCCACAUCUCUCAGGCGCGCGAGCCGGAGCCGAAAACCAGAGCUUAAGAAUAAGCAGGAAAUGGCGGACGAGGCGUUGUUUUUGCUGCUCCAUAACGAGAUGGUGUCAGGCGUGUACAAGUCCGCGGAGCAGGGGGAGGUGGAAAAUGGACGCUGUAUUACUAAGCUGGAAAACAUGGGGUUUCGAGUGGGACAAGGAUUGAUAGAAAGAAAAAAUACUGUAUUACUUCUAGUUGAUCUUUUUAGGUUUACAAAAGAUACCGCGAGGUUCAAGGAUGAGUUAGAUAUUAUGAAGUUCAUUUGUAAAGAUUUCUGGACUACAGUAUUCAAGAAACAAAUCGACAAUCUCAGGACAAAUCAUCAGGGCAUCUAUGUACUUCAGGACAACAAGUUCCGUCUGCUUACUCAGAUGUCUGCAGGAAAACAGUACUUAGAACAUGCAUCUAAGUAUUUAGCAUUUACAUGUGGCUUAAUCAGAGGUGGCUUAUCAAACUUGGGGAUUAAAAGUAUUGUAACAGCUGAGGUGUCUUCAAUGCCUGCCUGUAAAUUUCAGGUGAUGAUACAGAAGUCAUAGAACAUACUGAAAUGCAAUGCUUCAACAGUGUAAAGAGUUAAAUUAUUCAUGUAUAAAGUAUUUCAAGUAGCAAUGAUUUAAUUAAAAUUGUUGGACAUUUGUGUUGUAUAAGCUAUUUGCUAACUUAUAUAAUGAAAUAUGUACUCUUAAGUAGGACUAAGGUUGUAUUUUAUCAGUUUAACAUAGGUCAAGUUAAAGCAGAUAGAGACAUUCUACCAUAACAUACACUUUAUUGAAACUAUUCAGAAUAAAAAAAUCCUAAUUUCAAAUAAAUAAACACCAAGAUGUAGGAUCCUUAUUUUAACAUUUCUACUUGCUUAGGGAUGUAUGUUAAACCACAGACAGAAAAGCAAAACUCAGGGUUUGAUAAAUUAUCAUAAAAAUAGUCAGAAUCAUUUGUGUAAGAAUGAACAAAUUUUGAUUCCUUUAUGAAUUCUAGUUAUUAAAAAAAGCAAACAGCACACUAAA
Messenger RNA from Myotis davidii, 1443 nucleotides. RefSeq names its product trafficking protein particle complex 6B (gene TRAPPC6B). Bases 463 to 975 code for a protein of 170 amino acids. NCBI's taxonomy places the organism in Eukaryota, Metazoa, Chordata, Mammalia, Chiroptera, Vespertilionidae. The record is from RefSeq and is a predicted model, not a curated record. Gene Ontology annotation, cellular component: cis-Golgi network; TRAPP complex; trans-Golgi network. Gene Ontology annotation, biological process: endoplasmic reticulum to Golgi vesicle-mediated transport; regulation of GTPase activity. The transcript is spliced from 6 exons.